Molecule: messenger RNA, 1980 nt
Organism: Durio zibethinus
Lineage: Eukaryota; Viridiplantae; Streptophyta; Magnoliopsida; Malvales; Malvaceae
Source: RefSeq, a predicted model, not a curated record
AAAUUUAACCUUUUUUUAAUAUCGAGUUUGGAUCAUGCUGUAUUGGGUUUCUUUUUCUUUUUUCUAAUUUUUCAUCAUGAUUUCUAUCCCCUACGCAUUAAAAAAAAAAGAAGAGUUUUGGAGGAAAUUCUGGUACUUGUGCUGUUUCAUGUAAAAUGCCGGGUUUAUUAGCUAGCAUUGGAGCUUUAUAUGCUGUGUUUUGUUAUUGUUUGACUUUUGUUUUUUGUUUUUAGUUUGGUUUUGCCAACUCCAAGUGGUUGGAAUUAAGGAUCGUUGAAGCUCUGAGUUGACCCUUACCCUCUCUCUCUCUCUCUCUCUCGCAGUUGUUAGUCUUCCUUAUUAUCGUUUAGAUUUGUAUAAUGCAUCCUGAUUAUUUUAGUACCAUUGAUGAUAAAGAUAGUUUCUAACGUGCAUAGAAGUCUGCACGAAAUCAAUCGUUUUUAUGUCAUCAUUCUUUGUCGUAUGAUCAAACAGUUUGCUUCUCUUUGUAUCUGACUUGUUCCAUUGCUUCUCUGUGGAGCAAAAUUCAUACCUUUGGACUUUUAGAGGAUAAACUUUAACAAUUGAUCUUUCGUCAACCCUUUGGCCGAGUUCUGAUUCUUGAUAUUUGUUGUUGAAUUGAGGGAUUCCAAUUUCAAUGGAUGAAAAAUAAAGGGAUAUCUGAAAUGUUAGUUCAUGACUGUCGAUAUGCUGCUUUUUGUCUGCUAACAGUUGAAACCUCCAUUAUUUGUCAUGGUAUCUGCACCCAAUGAGUUGUCUUAUGUAAAAAAAAAAAAAAAGAAGAAGAAGAACUUUUUAAAGAUGUUAAUUGUUAUGUACUAUAUCUAGACUACUUGUUGAAAUCUUUGAAUAUGAGAGCAGUGAAUUAUACUAGAGCAUUUAAAUGCCAACAAAAAGAUUGCAAUUGCUAUAAUCUGUAGCUAUGUUUUUAAGAAACUUUCGGUCUCUAAUUAGUACACUCUACUCUCUCCACACCGACCCUUCAUCUUCUUUUCCUGUAUUCAUUAUUCUCUGGCUUUUUGCCUCUCUCAUGAUUAUGAAAUAGUUUACUUCCUUUGAAAUAAAUAGCUAAUGUUUGCUAAUUUGCCCCCCUUUGUCUAGGUAUUAGUUGAAGUCUGGUCUUACGAUUGAAGAAAUAUGGAUUUUGAAUCAAAGAAGAGAGGGAAAUCUGUGUUGCAUCGUCUUUUGAAAAACAAAUCAGCCUCUUGUUGUUUUUUCCCGAAGGUGAAGCCAGCUAGUUUUGAUCCAGGCUGUGCACCAGUGUAUCUCAAUGUAUAUGACCUAACGCCAAUGAAUGGCUAUUUUUACUGGGCAGGCCUUGGUAUCUUUCAUUCUGGUGUGGAAGUUCAUGGCGUGGAAUAUGCAUUUGGAGCUCAUGACUACCCAGCCAGUGGUGUUUUUGAUGUUGAACCGCGACAGUGCCCGGGCUUCAAGUUCAGGAAGUCGAUAUUCAUUGGGACCACAUCACUAGAUCCCAUCCAAGUUAGGGAAUUCAUGGAACGCAAUUCAGCAAGGUUCAAUGGAGAUACGUAUCACUUGAUCAUCAAGAAUUGCAACCAUUUCUGCAAGGAUAUUUGUCACAAGCUGACUGGUAAACGCAUUCCUAAGUGGGUAAAUCGACUGGCAAGAAUAGGUUCAAUGUGCAACUGCAUUCUCCCUGAAGCCCUUAAGACUUCUGUUAUUCAGCAUGAUCCAAAUUAUCAACCAUAUGAUAGUGAGAAAAGGAGGCUAAGAUGCGCCUUCAGUUGCCUAUCUUCGGUGUCAAUGCGGCAGAAGUCUUCAUUACUUCUACAAUCACCCUUAAGAGGCUGCCUGUCACCAUGGGAAUCACAAAAAUCAAACAAUGUUUUAUUGAAGGAAAGGUGAGACAACUGGUUGGGGUUUCUUUGGCAUUUGAGUGAACAUUCAGGGCCCAAGCACCAUAUGUUUAAUGAUUGAAGGUUUCUUUUGGUGCCGUCUUCUGUUUUGUGGAGUGUGUUG